This is a messenger RNA of Emiliania huxleyi CCMP1516, 225 nucleotides long. RefSeq lists its product as hypothetical. Gene Ontology annotation, biological process: cytoplasmic translation. Gene Ontology annotation, cellular component: ribosome; cytosolic large ribosomal subunit. The annotation marks the transcript as partial. NCBI's taxonomy places the organism in Eukaryota, Haptophyta, Isochrysidales, Noelaerhabdaceae. The transcript has 2 exons. The record is from RefSeq and is a predicted model, not a curated record. Gene Ontology annotation, molecular function: structural constituent of ribosome.
AAGACGGGCCUGGCUGUGGGUAUGGACAAGGGCCACGUGCUCACCUCGCGGGAUCUCAAGCCCAAGCCGUCGUACCGCAAGGGGAAGCUGAACAAGCGCGUUGCGUUUGUGCGCGAGAUCGUGCGCGAGGUUGCGGGCUACGCGCCGUACGAGAAGCGCACCAUGGAGCUGCUGAAGGUUGGCAAGGAGAAGCGUGCGCUCAAAGUGCUGAAGAACAAGCUGGGU